UUAUCUUACCACCUUCCGCACUGGCAAAACUAGCUAGUUUGGAAAUAGAAUAUCCGAUGUUGUUUGAAUUACGUAAUCAAAAUGGACAACAACAUUCGCACGCCGGAGUUCUUGAAUUCAUUGCCGAAGAAGGUCGUGUUUAUUUACCUUAUUGGAUGAUGCAGACUUUGCUGUUGGAUCAAGGUGACAUUAUUGAAAUAAAAAGCGCAGAAUUGCCUUUAGGUACCUUUGUAAAGAUUCAACCACAAACUGUUGAUUUCUUGGAUAUAAGUGAUCCGAAAGCUGUGCUGGAAAAUGCUUUUCGAAAUUUCUCAACCUUGACACAAGGGGAUCUUAUCCAAAUAAAUUAUAAUAAUAAAAUUUAUGAGAUUUUGGUAUUAGAAGUUAGACCCGGUAAUAAUGAACCUGGUAAUAACGGUAUUUCAAUUGUUGAAACAGAUUUGGAGGUUGACUUUGCGCCACCUGUGGGUUACGUAGAACCAAAACCACAACCAAAACCAUCAAUGGCAAAUAAGAUAAAAAUAGAAGAUCCUCCUACAGAUACAAAGGGAUUUUCAGCUUUUCAGGGAAGUGGACAACGGUUGAAUGGAAAGUCCGUAAAAUCAUCAUCACCUACAGCUUCAGAUUCAAAUGGUACACUUACUGCAAAAUUAAAAGAGUUAAGUGAAAAUGAUGACGUUCCUGCACCGUUGAAUUUACCGUUUGGCAAAUUGUUCUUUGGGUAUAGAUUACGUGCUCCGAAAGCGGAGGCGGGAUUAAGUCAACCAUCAUCCACAUUUGACGGUAAAGGUUAUUCUUUGAAAUAA
Funneliformis caledonium is the source of this 806-nucleotide messenger RNA. Lineage: Eukaryota; Fungi; Glomeromycota; Glomeromycetes; Glomerales; Glomeraceae. The record is from the annotation of a GenBank genome assembly.